Brassica napus (rape) is the source of this 1959-nucleotide messenger RNA. RefSeq names its product putative formin-like protein 15b. The record is from RefSeq and is a predicted model, not a curated record. NCBI's taxonomy places the organism in Eukaryota, Viridiplantae, Streptophyta, Magnoliopsida, Brassicales, Brassicaceae. Bases 23 to 1843 code for a protein of 606 amino acids. The transcript has 18 exons.
GUAGAUUUUGGUCUUAUUGUUAAUGAUGAUUGAUAUGCAGAUAUCAGAACUCAAACAACGUUUAGAUUUGUUAAACUCUGCGUGUGAUGAGGUAUACAAUAAGUUACUUCUAGUUUUUGGUGCAGUCCAUAUCUUUCUUAGACAUAUUCUCCUCUUGCUUGUUGAUCAGGUCCGUUCUUCACAAAAGCUAAAGGAAAUUAUGAAAAGGAUUGAUUACCUAGGGAAAAAAAACCAAGGACCUGCGAGGGGUAAGACCAUUGCUAUGCGUUCUCCAGGCGUUACAGUGGGAUUCAAGUUAAAAAAUCUAUUAAAUGUAGGCCACACACGUGGUGCUAGCAGCAUGCAACAUCUCUGCAAGGACCUUGCUUCCAAGGAAUCAGAUCUAAUGGACUUCCAUAAGGAUCUUGAAAGUCUUGAAUCAGCUUCAAAGAUACAACUGAAGUCGCUGGAUGAGGAUAUGCAAGCUAUAAUCAAAGGAUUAAACAUACUGAACCAGGAGCUCACUGCAUCCGAUAGUGAUGGUCCUGCUUCUGAAGUAUUCCAUAAAUUACUGAAGGAACUUGUUUCCAAGGCUGAGACUGAAGUGGCAUCUGUAUCAAGUCUUUACUCCGUUGUGGGAGAGAAUGUUGAUGCACUUGUUUACUACGUUGGCGAGAAUCCCAUACAUUGUCCAUUUGAACAAGUUACUGCAAACCUCGUGAAUUUUGUAAGGUUGUUUAAGAAAGCACACGAAGAGAAUGUCAAGCAAGCAGACUUGGAGAAGAAAGAAGCUGCUAAGGAUAAGAAAGUGAAGAAGGGAACAGGACUCAGUCUCACAAGAAAAGUGAUUGACCCUGACAGAGCCGAUAAUUUGGAAAUUAUGCUUUGGAGAGUAAAGAUGCCACUGCCUGAUAUGAUGGCUGCAGUUCAGGCAAUGGAUGAUACUGUACUAGAUAUUGAUCAGAUAGAGAAACUUAUAAUGUUUUGUCCAACCAAGGAAGAGAUGAAACUUCUUAAUAACUACACUGGUGACAAGGAAAGGUUGGGAAAGUGUGAGCAGUACUUCCUAGAGCUAAUGAAGGUUCCCCGAGUUGAAUCGAAGCUGAGAGUAUUUUCCUUCAAGAUUCAAUUCCACACUCAGGUAGAAGAAUUAAGGAAAAGUUUAAAUGUGGUAAAGUCUGCAUGUGAGGAGAUCCGUUCUUCACAAAAGCUGAAAGGAAUUAUGAAAAGGAUUCUUUACCUGGGGAACACAUUGAACCAAGGAACUGUGAGGGGCGCUGCAGUGGGAUUCAAGUUGGAAAGUUUAUUAACAUUAAGCGAUACACGUGCUGCUAACAGCAAGAUGACUCUCAUGCAUUAUCUUUGCAAGGUCUUUGCUUCUAAGGCGUCACAUCUACUAGACUUCCAUAAGGAUCUUGAAAAUCUUGAAUCAGCUUCAAAGAUACAAUUGAGGUCGCUGGCUCAGGAAAUGCAAGCCAUAUCCAAAGGGUUGGAAAUACUGAACCAGGAGCUCACUGCGUCCGAACGUGAUGGUCCUGUUUCUGAAGUUUCCCAUAAAAGACUGAAGGACUUCAUGCAUAUUGCUGAGAUUGAAGUGAGAGCUCUCAUAAGGCUUUACACAGAAACGGGAAGGAAUGCUGAUUCACUUUUGCACUAUUUUGGCGAGGAUCCAUGCCGCUAUUCAUUUGAAGAAGUUACUGGGACUCUUGCCAAGUUUAUAAGGUUGUUUAAGAAAGCAAACGAAGAGACUGUCGAGCAAGUGGAGUUGGAGAAGAUGGAAGCCGCUAAGGAAGCGAGAAUGAAGAUGGCGAAAGGAGCUGGUUGCAAUAAAAGAAAAGAAGUUGAUAUAAUAACUGACCCAUAAACUUGUACAAAGUAACUUUGGUGUGGGAACUCGGAGAGCGAUGUAAAUAUUUUAAUACAAAAAGUAUUUUAACAUUUGAAAGAACAUUAUUAUCUGGAUAUUUUUGGUCUAGAAAA